CAAACACCACGCAUGUAAUCUCCCAAUAAGAAUUGGAAUCCCCCGUCAAAUCAGAUUCCGCGAAUUCCCAAACUCGCCGUUUUCCGAAACCGAAGAGGGAAAAAGGAAAGUAUCGAAUUCCUCUAAAUCUCCUUAAAAUCCUUUCUCUCUCUUCAUAUAUCCAUUCCUUUUCGCCUCUCCCUUUUUUAAAAUCUAGGGUUUCGAGAGAAAAAAAAUCUUCUGAGAAGGGAUUUCGUCAUGGCUUCCAAACGGAUCUUGAAAGAACUCAAGGAUCUUCAGAAAGAUCCUCCUACUUCAUGCUCCGCAGGUCCUGUUGCUGAGGACAUGUUCCAUUGGCAAGCAACAAUUAUGGGUCCUCCAGACAGUCCGUACGCAGGGGGAGUCUUUCUAGUUACGAUUCACUUUCCUCCAGAUUAUCCAUUUAAACCACCAAAGGUUGCAUUCAGGACUAAAGUUUUCCAUCCUAAUAUCAAUAGCAACGGGAGCAUCUGUCUUGACAUCUUGAAGGAGCAAUGGAGCCCUGCCUUGACCAUUUCCAAGGUAUUGCUAUCCAUCUGCUCAUUGUUGACAGACCCAAACCCUGAUGAUCCUUUGGUGCCAGAGAUUGCUCACAUGUACAAAACCGACAGGAGCAAGUAUGAGACCACUGCAAGAAGCUGGACUCAGAAAUAUGCCAUGGGUUAAUCCGCAGUACCAUCUGGGCUUGGAGGAGAGGGUGUUCUUUUCCUGUUUCCCUUCGUUAUUUUGUUCAUGUUGAUGAUAUAUUUUCUGGUCAUUCGGUACUCUACUACUAUUAUAUAAGAUUAUUUGAAGCCCGAAUGUGCGAUCUUGUAUCUCUCUCUUCACUCCCUGAAAAGAGAAGAAGACUAAUCUCUUCUUUCUCCCUGUCAUUUGAAUGAAAAAAAACUUCUGGUUUUUCAUUGUCUGUAUCUGAUUGAACUUAAAUAUGGUGUUAGCUAAAGGAAAACUUGAACACUUGUAAA
Molecule: messenger RNA, 983 nt
Organism: Papaver somniferum (opium poppy)
Lineage: Eukaryota; Viridiplantae; Streptophyta; Magnoliopsida; Ranunculales; Papaveraceae
Product: ubiquitin-conjugating enzyme E2-17 kDa
Exons: 4
Coding region: 238-684 (148 amino acids)
Biological process (GO): protein polyubiquitination
Cellular component (GO): nucleus
Molecular function (GO): ubiquitin conjugating enzyme activity
Source: RefSeq, a predicted model, not a curated record